AUGUUCUUCCCGAGUUCCCAAUUCAGAUCCCUACUCUCAAUAUGUUAUACGAUUUUUUUCAUCCCGUCAACGCUACUAUUCCUUUUGGCAAUCUAUUUUGUUCUCUAUCAGAAAUCGUUGGCCUCAAACUAUUACAAGAAAGUUAUCGUCUUUCAACUGGUUUCCGCCUUCAUCGGCGACAUUAUGAUUUCACUAACUCGUCCGAUUCUUCUAAUGCAAAUACGAAUUGUAAUCUUUCAAAUGAACUGGGAUCUUCCAUUUGUAGGGAUUGUGAUCGUUCUUGCCGGAUACAUUGUGUCAAUAUUUUUAAGCUACGGUUGCUUUAUGAAUGGUUCUUUAUACAAGAUUAUCACUCUUUAUUCCCUUCCAUCAUAUGUCGCAUGGUUGCUGAAUGCCUAUUUUCUCGGUGGCUAUGGAGUUGUUUUUGUGCUUGCAGUCAUCUUCGUGGCUGGCACUUUACAAACUGGUGGAUUAAGUGAUGAUCGGAAAGUGGUGGGAUUUGGUUCUGGGAAAGAAUGGUUAUCCGGUCCCCACCGU
Messenger RNA from Mesorhabditis belari, 537 nucleotides. Lineage: Eukaryota; Metazoa; Nematoda; Chromadorea; Rhabditida; Rhabditidae. The record is from the annotation of a GenBank genome assembly.